Heterocephalus glaber (naked mole-rat) is the source of this 4537-nucleotide messenger RNA. NCBI's taxonomy places the organism in Eukaryota, Metazoa, Chordata, Mammalia, Rodentia, Bathyergidae. The record is from RefSeq and is a predicted model, not a curated record.
UAAAAGGUUUGCCAUUGCUGGUCUAUAGUUUCUCUUUUCUGUAAGGUCUUUGGUUUUGGUAUUAGGAUAAUAGUCUUGGCUUCAUAAAAAGAAUUGCGAAAUGUUCUCUCUCUCCUUUUGUCCCUGGAAGAGCUAGUGUAGAAUUGGUAUUAAGUCUUGUUUAAAUGUUUGGUAGAAUUCUCCAGUGAAACCACUUGGGCCUGGUGAUUUAUUUUGGGAGGAUUUUAAAAUGACAAUCACUUCUUUAAUAGUUGGAGAGUGACUCAAAUGAUUCAUUUCAUAUUAGGUGAGCUGGGGUACUUUGUGAUUUCAAGAAACUAUCCAUUUCCUAUGGGUAUAGUUGUUUAUGGUAUUCUCUUAUUUUCCUUGAUGUCUGCAGGGUUUGUAGUGGUAUCCUGUUUGAUCUCUGGUGUUGAUAGUUUGUAUCUUCUCUUUGUCACACCUGCUAGGGAAUUUGUCAUUUUAAAAAAAUCUUUUCAAAGAACCAAUUUUUGUAUUCAAUUUUCAGUAUUUUCCUGGUUUUCCGAUUGUAUUGUUUGCUGCUUUUUAUCAUUUCCUUUCUGGCUUUGAAUUAAUUGUAUUCUUUUUCUAGGUUCUGGAGCCAGGAAUUUACAUGAUUGGUUUGAGACAUUCUUUUCUAGUAUGUGCAUCUAGUAUUAUAAAUUUCCCUCACCUUAAACUACAUUCCAUACAGUUUAACAUGUUCUAUUUUUAUUUGCAUUUAGCUCAUUGUAUUUUAAAAAUUACCCUUGAAGCUUCCUCUGUGACUCACAGUUUAUUUAGCAGUAUGUUGUUUUAAGUGUUUUGAGAUUUUCCUUUUUUAUUACGUGUUUUUGUUGUUUUGUUUUGUGGUGCCUGUUGAACAACAAGCCCUCUAUCGCUAAGCUCCAAUAUCUGAUUAGAUUCCAGUAUUAUCGGAGAGCAGACACUGUAAUUUCAAUUCUUUUGAGUUUGUUGAGGUUUGCUGUAUGCUCCAUGACGUGGUAUAUUUUGGUGUAUGUUUUUUGGGCUCUUGAAAAGAAAAUGUAUUUUGCCAUUAUUAGGUAGAGGUUCUGUAAUGUCAUGUCGAUUGUGUUGCUUAAUGGUGUUGCCAAUUUUUUGUAGGAAAGGUCUAGUUCUGUCAUUUGUUGGGAAAGAUAUUGAGGUCUAAAACUAAUUGAGCAUUUGUCUUUUCAGUUCCCUCGGGUUUUUUGAGACAGGAUCUUGCUGUGCAGUUCAGGCUGGCCUUGUACUCAUGCUGGCCCACGCGUGAGUACACGUAGCCCACAGUGGCCUCUAAAACACAGUGAUCCUGCUGCCUCAGCCUCUAGAGUGCUGGGAUUACAGGUGUGCACCAGCAUGGCCAGCUAGCCCUAGUUUCUUUUAGAAUGAAUUUACUAAAUUAUUUUUCUGGGACUAUUCAGCCCAGUUGAAACCAGCUAUUUCUUUUUUCUAUGCAAAUAGAUGUCAACUCUGAUAUAUGUGUAUUCGCAUAAGCAAACAAUUGUUUUGUGGUUUUUUUUGGUACCAGGGAUUGAACUCGGGUCCUUGCGCUUCUGCAGCAGGCGAUGAAACCACUGAGUUAAAUCCCCGGCCCUAGCAAACGAUUGUUUAUGUAUGCACACAUACAAUUGUGAAAGCCCUGAUUAGUUGGUUUAAUCUUAUCCCUAUAAAAUAUUUCAUUUUGAUAGACUUUAAAAUGUUAUCUGAGUGUAUUUAGAUCCCACAUGACAGUAUUUUGCUGUUAAACAUAAUAUCCUUGAAGUUCUUCACCUGAUGCUAUAUUUGAUUAUAAAUUAGGAACAUGGUUCAAUUUCACCAGGAUCUCCCCUGUUGAAUCUUCCUCUGUUGGCUCCUCUUGAUAUCUAGAGUUACUAACGUAAAUAAUUUUCUGUCAUUCUCCAUUCCUGGGUGGCUCCCCAGUCUUCACCACGGUCCAGCUGUCCCUCAGCUUUCAUGGGCCAGUUCUAAUUUUGUCUUCUGGGACUUUCCCUUUUUUCUUCCUGAGAAUAUUUGUUUUCUUUUUUAACUUGGAAGGAGUCUUUUCAGUUCACGUAUCCUUAGAAAUGCUACCUAAGGGUUGUCUCCACCUUCUCUUCCAUUUGUCGUGUUGUGCUGAGAGUGUUUAGGUUCAAGUCAGUCUCUGUGAGCUCCUCAGCCUGUGCCCGCCGCCUCUUUCUGUUCCGGACUGAGGUGGAGCCUGGACUGGGACACUGAGCCCCUCUCUUUGUGAAAGGAACCCAGCAGGGGUGGGGAAGCUGUGUGCUCUGCCUGCUACUUGCUCUUUCCUUUCAGUGGCAGGCAACUGGGAGUGGAUCCUUUGUGCCGGUCAAGUGCUGCUGUCUCGAAAAGCAGUUGUCAUCUGCUGAAUGUUUGGCUGAGAAGAAAUGGACCUGGGUGCUGUCUGUGCAGAGGUAUCAGUGAUAGAGCCCGAAAGCCCAACUGUACACAGCCCAGAUGUUUCUACUUCAAAUACAGAUGCUUUAAACCAGGAAAACCAAACUACACCUGUUUCCCAAGCCAGCACCACUCGCCCUCCCCCGACUAGUACUGAGAAAAGCCAAGGUGUGUCGGCGGCCCCCGGCACCUCCCCGGCCACCUCUCUGCUCCCAGAAGCAGCUGUUAACAAUGGAGACCCAAGCCUGGAGGAGGAGGAGGAGGAUCUCCGGGAGCCCAACAGCUCUCCCUCCCCAGCCAGAGACCCUCUGGACAACGGUGAUUACGGAGAGCCAGACUACGACUGGACCACGAGCCCCAGGGAUGAGGAGUCCGAGGAGGCUCUGGAAGAAAACAGGGGCUAUAUGGAAAUCGAACAGUCAGUGAAAUCUUUUAAGUCUCCAUCCUCAAAUAUAGAAGAGGAAGACAGCCAUUUCUUUUUUCAUCUUAUUAUUUUUGCUUUUUGUAUUGCUGUUGUUUACGUUACGUAUCACAAUAAGAGGAAGAUUUUCCUCCUAGUUCAAAGCAGAAAGUGGCGUGAUGGCCUUUGUUCUAAAACGGUGGAAUAUCAUCGUCUAGACCAGAAUGUUCAUGAGGCGAUGCCUUCUCUGAAGAUCACCAAUGAUUAUAUUUUUUAAAGCACUGUGGUUUGAGUUUGCUUAUUAUGUAAUUUCAUUUGUUUGACUUUUUGUCUGAUGCUGUGCAGGUGUUUGCCAUAGCAAUUGGCACUCAAAUGAGAGGCGGGUCUCUCUUUUGCCUUGGUGCUUUGGAAAUUCAGUGUCACAAACAGAGGUAUAUAAUUUUUUAUCUACAUUUUUAGAGCUGAUUCACCCAGGUGUCCCAAAUGUAAGUUAAGUGUAACCUUAUAUUUAUACCGUUAGUUUUUAUUAUUUUCCAUUUCUUGUACUACUUCUGGAAGCUGUAGUACCUUUAAAAGAUCCCAAACUUGUAGCUAAAUUCUAACAAAUCUAGUACCACUUUUUUAGAUUCACACUCUGCCAUCCAAAUGUGAAUUUUUUAAUAUCCAUUUCUUGGUGGUCACCAACUGUAAUGUACAAGGGUAGCCAAGGGUAGAUGUGAUAAUGCAUCACAUUUAGGUAACAUUUUGUUCUCUCAAGAAAACUCUUUGAAUGUUUUUAGGCAGCUAAAACACAGUUUAAGAUAAUGGUAUCGGUCAAUUUGACCACAAUUUUAGGUAACACAUUAAAUGUGUCUAGAAAUUACGGCAAAAAAAGGAUACCGUUUGCAGUGAACAUAGAUAAAAUGUUAUAUAGACGCCAUUGUUUGGUUUGAAUUGCUGAAUUAAGUUUAGAGAUCGAAAGUAGAAGCUAUGGUAAAAUAUUAAACACAAACAGUUUCUUUUAAUUAGUAGUUGAGUGUAGCACAGCUUCCUCCAAGUUUUCAAGCAGUGGGCAGAGUUUAAAAUGAUAUCAGAUUUGCUGGAUGUGGUGGCGCACGCCUGUAAUCCCAGCACUUGGGAGGCCGAGGCAGGGGGAUUGCUGUGAGUCCAAGCCCAGCCUGCACUACAUAGCGAGACCCUGUCUGGAAGAAAAAAGAUUAUAUCGGAUUUGUCCAUUUUGUUUUUUGUUGUGAAAUAGAUUUGAAUAGGUCCGAGGGGACAUUAUGACUUGAAUGAUACUGUAUUUAGGUCUUUGGAAUUAAAGUUAUAUCCGAAUGAAGUUGUUUGUAUACAUAAAGGGUACAUGUGUACAGUGACUUUCCCCUCCUGGACUUACUAUAGUUUCUUCUUCGUUUUUUACAGCAACUGGAAAUUACUUACCAUAUUUUAUGUUAACCUGUCUUUCUGUCAUAAAGAACCGAUCAAUAUGUAAAUAUGUGAUUUGAACCGUGGUUGACUUUCAGGCGUGGAUGCAACUUUUUAGGAAACGUGGCCUCUAGCACUGUGUGUAAGCAAAGCCCAGCGGCCAGCAGGCCAGAGCGGGUGGAGGGGAGAGGCGGUGCCGGGCCUGCUUCAUCCCAGCUGCAGCUGGCUCCGGAGGAGGAAGGGGCCACAGCAGAAAAAAACCCCUGAACUGUUCGAUUGCAGUAAUUUUUUCAUAUCUGAAAUUGUAUUAUUUAAUAUUUUGAAUAAGAUUUUAAAGAAUAAAUGGCGAAAAUGUAA